Molecule: messenger RNA, 2900 nt
Organism: Onychostoma macrolepis
Lineage: Eukaryota; Metazoa; Chordata; Actinopteri; Cypriniformes; Cyprinidae
Gene: plpp1b
Product: phospholipid phosphatase 1
Exons: 6
Coding region: 231-1121 (296 amino acids)
Biological process (GO): phospholipid metabolic process; phospholipid dephosphorylation; signal transduction
Molecular function (GO): phosphatidate phosphatase activity
Source: RefSeq, a predicted model, not a curated record
UUGACCUCACCAUCAUGCGAUAUGAAGUAACCGGAGAUAAAACGGCGACAUACAACGGAACAUCGCCAUAAAACGCGUAUGAUUCACGCUCGUUCAUAACGAAAAACACGGAAAAGUGACUGGAGAAGCAGCCGGGUGUUUCUUGCUCGAUGAUCAGAUUAUCCCCAGUUUAACUAGUGCGUUCGUGUUAAUAAAUUAAAGAGCUGCUUUGUUUUAUCUGAUGUAAAUAAAUGCUCAGCUAUAAGUUCUCCAGAGGCUCCAGAAGUGUGUUUGCGGAACUGAGAAUGUUCGAGACUAAAGGAAUCUUCAGUGUUUGUGUGGACGUCAGCUGUGUGCUGCUCGCUGGACUUCCAUUUGCGAUAUUGAAUAUUCAGCACACGCCGUUUAAAAGAGGCUUUUUUUGCAGCGAUGACUCCAUCAGGUACCCCUUUAAAGAAGAUACCAUAUCCUACCAGUUACUGAUGGGAAUAAUGAUUCCAUUCGCACUGUUGAUGAUAAUCUUCGUUGAGUGUUUUUCUUUAUAUCUGCGGAACAGUGCUUCUUUCACUUAUGAGUAUAUAGCGUGUGUGUAUAAGGCAGUGGGAUCAUUUGUGUUUGGAGCGGCGUUGAGCCAGUCUCUGACCGACAUCGCCAAAUACACCAUCGGCCGACUGCGGCCGCACUUUCUGACCGUGUGUAAUCCGCACUGGAGCCUCAUUGACUGUAAAUCCGGUUAUAUUGAGAACUUCACGUGCACGGGAGAUCCAGUCAUCAUCAAUGAAGGCCGACUUUCCUUUUAUUCUGGUCACUCAUCAUUCUCCAUGUACUGUAUGCUGUUCCUCGCUUUAUAUCUCCAGUCUAGACUGAGAGCAAGUUGGGCUCGACUGGUUCGGCCGACUGUGCAGUUCUCUUUCAUCGCAGCGUCUCUUUACGUGGGUCUGUCGCGCGUCUCUGAUUAUAAACACCACUGGAGUGAUGUUCUCACUGGACUCUUGCAGGGAGCCGCCGUGGCACUGUUUACUGUGUUCUUUGUAUCGGAUCUGUUCAGCGCCAAACACACGUCAGAUAAAAAUGAGGAAAUCUCGCACACGAGUCUUCAGGAGACGUCAGAUCCGCCGAACCAUUACGGCAGCACAGAGUGAGACAGAACGCACUGGAUAUGAAAAGAGUCGCAGUGGAUUUUCCAUCCUUACAGUAACAUGCAAUCCUUUCCACAACUGAUUCACUUCAUUUUUAUAAUGUUACUGGGGAAAAAAAGGUUAUUUUUCAUAAUGCACAGCAGUAGAGAAGAAUAAAAUGUCAUCAUGAUAAACACAGCGGCAGUGCAAUAUUCGUGGCUGCAUCUGUGUCCCUGCAGCACAAAAGCAGUCAUAAGCAGCACAGGUAUAUUUGUAGAAAUAGCCAACAAUACACUGUAUGGUUCAAAAUUAUACAUUUUUCUUUUAUGCUAAAAAUCUUUGGGAUAUUAAGUAAAGAUCAUGUUCCAUGAAGAUAUUUUGUAAAUUUCCUACUGUAAAUAUAUCAAAACUUAAUUUUUGAUCAGUAAUAUGCAUUGCUAAGAACUUCAUUUGGACAACUUUAAAGGUGAUUUUCUCAAUAUUUAGAUUUUUUUGCACCCUCAGAUUCCAGAUUUUCAAAUAGUUGUAUCUCAGACAAAUAUUGUAUUCAGCUUUCAGAUGAUGUAUAAAUCUCCUUUUCAAAAAAUUGACCCUUAUGACUGGUUUUGUGGUCCAGGGUCACAUAGUUCUCUCCGCAGUUAUUGCACUGAAUGUGGCAGUGUAAAAAUAGGCUUCUCUUUCCUUACAGACCUCACAGGGUUAUUUAUACAACUAAAGGUUAAAGUUUAUGCAGUGUCAGUGAAUCAUGAAUAUCAUUGGGAAUGGUGCAGUACAAGAACAUAAAAGAAAAACAUUCCCAUCAUGCCACUAAUUGUUGAACUUUUGCUGCAGUGCACUCUGAGCAGUGAGUGUUUUAGGUCCUGCUGGGCUUUCAGGAAUCCAGAUUGCUGUUUUCCCACUUGAUUUUGAAGUGACACAGCUCUUUCAACACACUUAAAACAGAUAAAAAUAAAGCUUCUUCCUGAAAAUGAUGGUUUCAUCAAGAACCUUUAACAUGCAUGGGACCGUUUCCAUUGCAUUGUAGUGGAAAAAGGUUUUUUAGAUUAUUAAAAUGUUCUUCAUAUUAAGAAAUAAUUCUUUGGGGACCAUAAAUGGUUCUUCUAUGGCAUCGCUGUAAUUGUUUUUUUUGUUUGUUUUUUUUAAGAGUGUAUGCAUCCCUAUCAAACAAUCCAACAUUUCUAUGUGGUAAUAUUAGUAACCAACAUUUGUGUGUAAAUGUCUUAUUUCAGCGAGGUUGUUUUUAAAUGUGAAAUGAAGACUGUUACAACCAAUGGAUUGUACACUUGACUCUAAGACACUAUUUCUAUGAUUUACAGUUGUUUAAAGGAUUUUUUUUGUAUCAAAUUGUCAUAAGAAAAAGGAAAGUAGGUAUGGGCCAAAUAUGAACAACCAAAGUGUUUCAUUGCAUUGAAUUCAAUUAAUUUUUGGUAUUUUUUUUUUUUUUUUUUACAACUGGUUAUUUUAUUGUUAUUUUUAAUGCAAAAUGAAUUUAAUUGUGAUUUAUUUUUUAUUUAUUUAUUUUUUUUGAUUUAUUAAUUUUUUUGUUAUUUUCAAUGCAAAUGGUAAGACCACAAGUUUUAAAUAUCCAAGCACUUGAGUAACAUUUUUUGCCUUUGUUUAGUAGCUUUACAUAUGUAACUUUGUAUGCAUCAUGUACAAAAAUAUUUUCUUUUUGCUGUUUUUUUUUUUUUCUUUAAUUCAUUGGUAGCUGUGCUCGUGUGAACCAAUGAAACAUGGUACUGUAAAAUAUUUGUAUUUUUUUGCAAUUAAAGCUCUGCCAGACCAACUGUGGUGUAGUUAUUG